This is a messenger RNA of Rattus norvegicus (Norway rat), 7021 nucleotides long. Lineage: Eukaryota; Metazoa; Chordata; Mammalia; Rodentia; Muridae. The record is from RefSeq and is a predicted model, not a curated record.
AUGAUGGGCACAGUUGGGGCCUCUGUGCUGUUGCUAGUUCUGCAGACCUCAGUCACCUGUGUAGCACUCGGAGCAGCCCUGACUGACCACUGCAUCGCCAACGACUUUGGAAGGUUUCGCUUCAUGUUUAUGACUUUGGGUGUUGGAAGAAAGUUCUUCCUGACAUCUGUUCCAAAUGUGUUUAUCGAAAAGUGUGAUACCCAACUUGGGCCCGGAAGAGUGGCUCCUGCAAAGAAGGGUGGAGAGAAGAAGGGCCGUUCUGCCCUUAACGAGGUGGUGACCCAAGAGUACACCAUCAACAUUCACAAGCGCAUCCAUGGCGUGGGCUUCAAGAAGCGUGCUCCUUGGGCUCUCAAAGAAAUUCGGAAAUUUGCCAUGAAGGAGAUGGGGACUCCAGAUGUGCGCACAGACACCAGGCUCAGUAAAGCUGUCUGGGCCAAGGGAACAAGGAAUGUUCCAUACCGCAUCCGAGUACACUUGUCCAGAAAGCAUAAUGAGGAUGAGGAUUCACCAGACAAGCUCUACACACGGGUAACUUACGUGCCUGUUAACACAUUCAGAAAUCUACAGACCGUCAAUGUGGAUGAGAACUAACUGCUGAAUGUCAAAUAAAGUUACAGAACUGCCUCCAAAAGAAAAGUGUGAUACCCCUAACAUUUAUGUUUCCUCAUUAAUUACUUGGAACAUGUCAUGGCGUUUGCUGCUUUGUGUUUGGGUUCCUGGUCGUAUUUGUGAUGCCUCCGUUGUUAAGCACAGUAACUGGGUAGAUGCUUUGUUUUUGUUGGCUGGACGGAUGGCGCUUUGCUGGGAAUUAAACACAGUUAUGCGUCCUGCUCGAAACUUUCAGCUGCGUCCCAGCAGGUCCUGUGUCUUUCUCAGAGCGGUUGCUCAUUUCAGCCACUUGAAGUCUCCAGAUCGGUCCCUUUUCAUCCUGCGAUUUCAUCCACCUGUACCAUGCUGCUGAGUGACAAGUUCUUUUCCUUCGGAUGUUCAGUCUCCUGGCGGUGAAAAAUGAUGGCGUGUUUCUUAAAGCAAGAAGCGUGGUUCGGUUUCUUGGGAAGGGGCAGGUGUUUUACCCACUGGAACGUGCCAGUGACUGACAGUGUGUUGGUUUCUCUAGGCCAGGCUUGGUGUUCCUUGAAUUUCCCUUGAUGUUGGAAAUGAUGGCUGGCACGUCAUAUGGGCAGCAAGCAAAACUAGGAGUCAUAUUUGCGUUUAUAACUAUUUCUUCCAUGACCUACUUGUUCUGUCUUCAUAGGAGAUGCUGUUAACCUCUCCAGACUAAUUUUCUCUUAAAAACACCUUCAAGUCUAGCUUGAGAAGACAAUGAGGAUUCAGUGAGUAAUGGAAUAUGCAUGGGCUGAAUGCCUACAGUACAUUGGGCUAUUGUCUCAGUCAGAGGUAGGCAAAUGUACGUGGCCCUUUUUCUCAUGGAGGGAAGCUUCUAGUGGGGAGAUAAGCAUCCUCUAAUAAAAGCAAAAAUAAUCUUAUAAUUAGUCAUUGUGAUAACUGCUACAAACAAAGUCACAGGAUCUUGUGAGAGAAUAAUAGUGUUUAAUUUAGACUUGGGAAAUAAAUGUUUGCCUGAAUGUGAGUGAAGGGGAGACUGAUUUAUAAUUCUUUCUGUUUAAAAACCUAUUAUUGAGCUUUAUUCAGGUAUAAUUGGCCAAAAAAUGUGUGUGACUUAGAUUGACAAUAUGACAUUUUGACAUGUAUAUACAUUAUAAAGUUAUUAAAUCAUUCUAAUCAAUGUAUCAAUGACCUCACAUACUUACUAUCUUACUCAUCAUUUUUGUGUGCUCAGUGAGAACUUUUCCAUGAAUAUUUUCAGGACUUUCCCACAUGUAUUGUUACCAUCAGUAAGCCUCAUGGUGUGGAAUACAGGGUCAUACUUUAUUCUUUGUUUAACUGAAAUAUUGCCCCCUUUGACCAAGAUCCCCUAUUGCCCAAUGAGUAGGAUAUAAUUAACCUUAACCUGAAGGCUGAGUUAUUAUGGGGGAGAAUGGCUUUGCAAAGUCCUUGAAUUAAAAAAAAUAAAGAUCAGAAUACUACAGGAGAGGAGAGGGGUUUCUCUCAGUUGGUAAAGAGUUUACCUCAAACACAGAAUGCUCUGGGUUCAAUUCCCAGCACUGCAGGAACUGAGGGUGGUGCUGUCACCACAGCACUUAGGAUCAUUCUCCACCACACAAGGUGUUUGAGGCUAACCUGGAGUUUAAGGGACAUGCUUCAAAAAGGAACAAACAAAACAAAAGAAAACAAGAUUAAAAACCCAAAAUGGUGAUCAGCAACAACAAAUAAAAAAUAAUAAAAGAAUUAAAAGUAUGGAGAGAAGACAGAAGACAGACAGGAUUUUGUUUUUGAAAUGAAAAGCCCUCGCAAGGUUUUGAAGGGAGGGAAGGAAUGUCAUCUUGUGCAAAAUAAAUUAGAGAAGGCAAGAGGGUAUAGGAAGGUCAAUGAGAUGGUUUUCAUUUAAGAGGGGAUAGUAGAGUUGGGAGAUUUUCACUAUUGCAGAUGUGGAGAGGUCUGGAAGCAGAUAAAUUGAUGAUAUAUUUAUGGAGGAAGGGACCAAGGUGUGGCUCAGUGUUAGAGUGCUUUCCUUGUACUUCACCAGAGGUGAAGGCUAACAUGACUUCCAUUUCUCUGGCUGGGGUAGAUGACGGUGCCCCAGAUAAAUGGGAAGAAUCCGUGAGACUCAGGUUUGAGUGUGAUCAAAGGUUCAGCUUUCACUGGUGAGCUGUGAGGUGCUCCCGAGGCUGGAAUGGAGAGGAACAUUAUGGGCAGUGAGUGGCAUGCUUCUUAAUGAUACAACGUAAGUGAAGUCAGGCAUACUCAAGAGUCCCAUUGUUUUCUAUGCUCCUAGAGGGGGCUGUGGUUUCCUCAAUAUUGCAUGGAGAAGUAGAUACUCUUAGCACAUGUCCAUAAGAUUGGCAUUUUAUUUAACUUCUGAAUAGAACAGAAUGGCAGACCUAAAUGAAAAAAUAUAUAAUUCUUGGAGAUAUACAUAUAUAUAUAUGUAUAUCUCCAAGAAUAAUUACAAUCUACAUGCAUCAUUAGAGAGGAUAUUGCUGGGGCACUUUAGGUCCCCAGGUAUUUAAAUGUCAGGAGAAUUAUUUUCUCAGUGGUUCUAACACGAACUUUCGAGUCAGAUUGUGACUGUCACUUAUUCAUGUGUACUUUGGAUAUACACACUCCUAGCCUCAUCUCCCUAACCUGUAAAUUGAGGAUAGUGAUCUUAGGGUUAUUGCAAAGGUUUAAUCGAUAUGUGUAACAUGCCUCGUUGUAUGUUAGAAGACGUGGUGGAAGAAGUCAAUGAAAAGCAGACUUCAUAUUUAAGAUGUUUGGACAUUUGAACAAAUCCUCGAUUAAAGAUGUCAUUACAUACUAAUUUCAGAAGGUUCAAAGACUCAAAAUCCACUUAUUAAAAAAGGUAAAAUAAAUCCUUGAACGGUGGUUUGUUUACUUACUUAUUCGUUAGCUUUUUUCCUUGAUUUAGUUAGAAUGCCAGGCAUGGCUUCUUUCUGGUGAAGCGUGUCUCUGAUCUAAAGCAGUUGUUUCCCCUUAUAACAGCCAUGCCAUUGCUGCAGAGUGGGCACAUCUUACUUGGUGUGUUGGUGUUGUAGCUCACAGAGUUGAUGGCGUAUAGGCUGUUGAUGGCCGCUCUGUCUUCAGCCGCCUGCACAGCACCGCCUUGCCUUAUGAAACAGCAUUCUGCUCCCUUCCAGCUUGAUUUCUCUAAGGCUUAUGGCCAACGUGUAUGAUGUCUUCAGAAGUAUAGUCUGGCUCUUUGGUUCUGGUGGGCACCAAAGGCAAUAGCAAAACUCUGUCCAUUUUGAGUCCCAACAGGGGUUCUAUGACCAACAGCUUAUGGGGAGGUAUCCCACACAUGUCAGUAGGGCAUUUGUUUAAUAGCUAUGGCUUUUGGGAUGGCAUUAUUUACUGUAGUAGUCUUUUCUGUCUUUAAAAAAAUAUUUUUAAAUUAGCUUAUAAAUAGUAUGUUUUCAUAGAAUGCUUUUUAGCACUUCUUUAGUUUUGAAUGAUAUUCCAAACCCCCCUUUUGUGAGCAGAGAGCAGCAAUGAAUAGGAAUAUGAAUGCCUUGGCAUCUCUGUGGCAAUCUUUGGGUAGAUACCCAGAAGCGAUGUAGCUUGAUGAGCUGGUCGUUCUAUUUUAGCUUUUUGAGAGACCUCCACACUGAUCUCCACAGUGGUGACACCAAUUUACUCCCCCAAUGACAGUGAGUUGAGGGCUCCCCUUUCCUUACAUGUCUGGAGUGGUCAUAGGCCUUUAUGGGGGGAUCUUACUGGUGAUGUGUUUGUAAAAUGCAAAUAUCAAACUGUCUUCUAAAUAUUUAUGUUUAUCCCUAUAAUGAGUACUGUUCUCAGCCGUGGUCAGAGGACCUUCCCUCUGCAGUGUGCGGUGGUUAAGAUGGUGACUCAUAACUGGCCAAAGUGCUGAGAUUAGGGACUGUGGAGUGCUGAGCCCCAAACAAGUUAUCUGUAGAACCUCCCCCGAGGGAACAACUUGCAGGAGAGUUGGCAGUGGCAAAGAUGUUAAAGCUGGGAGAUAGGAAGAACAUGGACCAGGCUGUCUUCUAGACCUGAGUUCACUGCAUCUGUAUUUACCAGUAUAGUACUGGCUUACUUGCCAGCAAUCAAUUGUGAUUGGGGGACAAGACCGUGAGGCCCCACCCCUUCCUGAGAUACUCUUGGUGGUUAGUAAUUGCUGGGAGAUGGGAGUCAGUUUCUUCAGUAGUAUAGCUACAGCUUAGCUGACCGUGCUCCAGUAAAUAACCCGUGACCAUGCUAAGGCAAACGAUCCUAAUUGGAUACAGUGGGUUUACUCACGUACUCACACACAUAAGACACUUGGUGGGAAGACCAAGGGCUUUUGUAGAAGUAGAAUGGGAUAGAAAGGAAAAUGGGUGGGUAAAUACAAUUAAAGUAUUUCGUACGUAGUUGGCAAAAUUACAAAAGAAUAAAGAACUAAAAGAUAAAUAAACAUCGAACAAAAUUGAUAGUAACCAAGAGGGUGCUUUUGAGUGGAAUCACACUUUAGACCUUCUUGAUAACCAUCCUGAAGUCUGACUGGAACAUGCAUGGGCAAAGGGAGAAGAACUGGGUGACAACUGACAAUAAAUAUUAAGAAAAGAAAGCCUGUGUCUUAAACGGCAUGCUGUUCACAGACAUCAGAUAAGAAAGACAAAGCCAUUUGAAGGAUUAUAGAAAUGGAGAGUAAGCUGAGGAUUUAUGAUUCUGAGCUGACAGUGAGCUAAGAUGCUGAGGUAGUGCUUGAUGAACGACGGUGGUUAGCAGUGGGAAACAGCGUUUUUGACCUGGGUGUUGAGGCUGAGUCACAACCACACACAGCUGCUAAAGUUCAUCUGACUCUCUACUUACUACAGGAGGAGUUGGUGGUUUGGGAAUAAUAACAUUAAUAAAAAUGUUUAAAGGGGAAAUAUGAUGGAUGGCCUAAUGGAGUCUGAACUGUUUGUGGUGGUGGAAUUGCAUCAAUUCGUCUGUUAACUCACUUGUUUAUCCACUAAGGUUUUCCCUGCCCAUCAAACCUCUCACUUAUGAGCCGCACAUCCACACAGCUACACCUGUACAAUACAAGACCUUUAUCUGUCAAGACUGAAAAUUAGGUAAUCCAGGCUGUCUUUGAACUUGGGGUGUAGCUGAGGAUGAGCUUGAACCUUUGUUCUUCCGGGUUGCAUGUCCCAGGUGCUGGGAUCACAGGUGUGUUCCACUGUUCACUGUUUGCAUGGCACUGAGGAAGGAAACCCAGGGCCUCAUGAAUGCCGGACUAGCAUCCCACCCUCUGGUGUACACUCCAGUCCUUAGAAAGCUUUUGGUUAGAGACCUGGAUAAACUUAGGAUUGUGUAGGGACGAAAGCUGAACUUACGCUCAGAGGACUUAGAGUUGCCAGAUGGACAUAUUGAAAAGCCUUCUGUUUCCCACACUAUAAGCUUAUUUGUAAACCUUUAUAGUAGGUAAAUGAUAAUCAGAUAUUCUAUGAAGUCUAAAAUGAUGUUUAGAUGCCUGUUGACAAUGUUUGAAGGGUUUUAUUUCAGACUGUGGUAUUCACUUUAGGGAAUAAAGUACGACAUGACGAAAUUAGACACAGAAUGCAUAUGCUAAGAGAUGAAUGUGUGGCAUUGGUUCAAGUGUCACGAUGGUGAGACGCCUGAUAGACACUGACUUACGGAGUGAGCUUCAGAUAUUUCCUCCUGCAGAGAAGCCACGAUGCCUAAAAUUGCCCCUUGGUCAGGAGAAACAUCAGUUUGUUUGUUUGUUUGCUUCUUAAUGUUCAUUUAUUGUAUAUGAGUACACUGUAGCUGUCUUCAGACACACAAGAAGAGGGCAUCGAAUCCCAUUACAGAUGGUUGUGAGCCACCAUGUGGUUGCUGGGAUUUGAACUCAGGACCUCCAGAAGAGCAGUCAGUGCUCUUAACCACUGAGCCAUCUCUCCAGCCUGAAACAUCAGUUUCUUUUAGCUGUAAUAAUCGCUGUGAGCAUUUGAUGUCUGGCUACAAGCGGGUGUUAGUUCCCAGGUUUUUGAGGGUUAAAUCUAUGUUCUGCUUUUGGUUGGGGCUGCCACUGGUUGGUGAGUCCUAGUAAGUGUGACUGGCAUCCAGUCAGUUUCUCUAGGGCUAUGGAUUUACUCUCUUAUGUCCCAGGAAGUAGUCGCACCUUUGACCUUUUAUUAGAUCUUGCCAUCACAGAGGGUAUAUGAUUCAAGAGAAGUGCACGGCUGUGGGAGUUAUCUGGACCUGGCCUGGAUCCCCAGGGUCUGCCUAUGUCAGGCAUGGAAGAGGAAGACCAAUAUUCAUACAGCCUGUGGCCACACACACCAGUGCAGGGGGAGCAACUGAAUCUUUACAUUCACCCAGUUCAGAGCAGUGAUAUUCCGAGACUGCAGGCUAACACCCCAAAGCUAUGCUGCCUGUCCUCUCAGCUCCACCCAGCUGGAUCUGUAGGAAAGGGGACAAGACAGCCAGCUGUUGUGGAGCUCAGUUUCCCAGC